AAAAACUUGAUUUUAUAGUAGUAACGAUGCUCAUUAUUUUUACAAACAAUAAUAAUAAUAAUAAUAAUAUUACUUAACCAUGACUAAACAAUCAGCUCAGAAAAUUCUUAUCGUAUUAUCUCAUCACAGAGAAAAUUCUUUAACUUAUCAAAUCAAGUCUCAAAUUGAAAAGGGCUUAAAAGCUAGCGGACAUGAAGUUGUUGAUACCUUGGAUUUAUUUAAAGAGAACUUUAAUCCCAUCCUGAGAGAACCAGACGAGCCCCAAUGGUCAGAGCCUGAACAACAUUUUUCUGAGGAAGUGAAUAAGGAAAUGGAAAGGUUACUCAAGUAUGAUUCUAUCAUCUUUGUUUUCCCCAUGUAUUGGUUCGGUAUGCCCGCUAUGUUGAAGGGCUACGUUGAACGUGUUUGGAAUUAUGGUUUUGCUUAUGGCGCUCCUGAUACUAAGCUCAAGUCAAAGAAGGUCCUCUGGUGUCCAUUGGCAGGUGCUUCAGCUGAAGUCUUUCGCAAGUAUAAAUAUGAUGACAUGGUAAAUCACUAUUUCAAUGUUGCUAUUGCUGGUUUUUGUGGUAUUCAAAAUUCAAAGGUGAACUGCUUUUUCAGAUCUAAUCAUAAUACUCCAGAAGGAUUUCAAAAAUUAAUAGAAGAAGGUUAUCGUGUCGGUUUAGAAUUUGAUAAAUGGUAGAUCAUAUGACCAUCUGUAAUAUCCCCUUCCUUUUCUCCCUUAUUUUAAUAGCAAUAAAAAUAAAGUUGUAUGUAUAAAUAAAAGUAUUUAUUUACAUUAGCACUUUUUUCACUUUAA
This is a messenger RNA of Cokeromyces recurvatus, 799 nucleotides long. Its product is annotated as NAD(P)H oxidoreductase. The record is from RefSeq and is a predicted model, not a curated record. Gene Ontology annotation, molecular function: NAD(P)H dehydrogenase (quinone) activity. NCBI's taxonomy places the organism in Eukaryota, Fungi, Mucoromycota, Mucoromycetes, Mucorales, Mucoraceae. The coding region runs from base 80 to 682 and encodes 200 amino acids. The transcript has a single exon. Gene Ontology annotation, cellular component: cytosol.